Messenger RNA from Osmerus eperlanus (European smelt), 1751 nucleotides. Its product is annotated as prostacyclin synthase-like. Lineage: Eukaryota; Metazoa; Chordata; Actinopteri; Osmeriformes; Osmeridae. The transcript is spliced from 10 exons. Gene Ontology annotation, molecular function: heme binding; prostaglandin-I synthase activity; iron ion binding. Gene Ontology annotation, biological process: prostaglandin biosynthetic process. The record is from RefSeq and is a predicted model, not a curated record. The coding region runs from base 85 to 1584 and encodes 499 amino acids.
CAUAAAGAGGCAUGUCAGGUAGAUCGGUCUCAUCAAAUCCACUGCCCCCUCCAAGGUGCAGAGACGUCGAGAGAAACACGCGAUAUGAUUUGGACAAUUAUUUUCCUAAUCCAGGCUUUGCUUGUCUACCUCGUACUUUCGAAACGCUCGAGGUUGAGCAGGGAGCCCCCUUUAGACAAAGGUGUGAUCCCCUGGCUGGGACACGCUCUGGAGUUUGGGAAAGACGCUGCAAAGUUCCUGACCCGUAUGAAGAUGAAACAUGGGGACAUAUUCACGGUGCGUGUCGCUGGCCAGUACGUGACAGUGCUGCUGGACCCUCACUCUUACGACGAGGUGCUUCAGGAUACCAAGUGUCUGGACUUCUCCCGCUACGCCCAGGUCCUCAUGGAGCGGAUCUUCAGCCUGAGACUGCCCCACUACAACCCUGCCAAGGACAGAGCCAUGAUGGGCCAGCACUUCCGAGGAAAGAGCCUGACCCUGCUGAACGGCACCAUGCAGAGACACCUGCAGGCCCUGCUGUUAGCGGACACACCUCCUAAGCCGACCGACUGGAAAACUGACGGGCUGUUUAACUUCUCUUACAGCCUUCUCUUCAGGGCAGGUUAUCUAACUCUGUUUGGCGGGGAGCUGAACAACAACAGCGUUGACCCUUCCAGAGUCUACAAGGAGUUCCGCAACUUUGACCGACUCCUGACUAAAAUGGCCAGGAACACCCUUAAACCAGAGGAGAAGAGGACAGCCCAAGACCUUCGCAGCAGACUGUGGGAGCUGUUAGCCCCCGCAGGCCUGGCUCCAGAGGGCCAGGCUCCAGCUCCCGGCUCCAGCGCCUGGCUCCACGGCUACAGGCAGCAGCUUCAGCAGGCGGGGGCUGAUGAGGACACCCAGAGGAGGGCCACGUUGCUGCAGCUCUGGGCCACACAGGGUAACGUCGGCCCCGCCGCAUUCUGGCUCCUGGGCUUCCUGCUCAGCCACCCCGAGGCCCUGGGGGCGGUGAGGAGAGAGCUGGAGAGCCUGGCUCCCCUGAGGCAGAGCACGGCUCAACAGCCCCCUCUGGUGGACCGUCUGCAGAACACCCCUGUGUUUGACAGCGCCCUGGAGGAGGCUCUGCGGCUCACCGCCGCCCCCUUCAUCACCAGGGAGGUACUGCAGGGGAAGGCUCUGAGGAUGGCAGACGGCCAGGAGUUCCAGAUCAGGAGGGGAGACCGGGUGAUGCUGUUCCCCUUAAUCAGCCCUCAGAUGGACCCAGAGGUGCACCAGGAACCCCAGAAAUACAAGUAUGACCGCUUCCUGAACGCCGACGGCUCGGAGAAGACGGACUUCUCUAAAGGAGGCCGGCCGCUCAAGUACUACAGCAUGCCGUGGGGAGCGGGCGCCAACGGCUGCGUGGGCAAGCGCUUCGCCAUCAGCGCCAUCCGACAGUGCGUGCGGCCUCCGUUUACCUACUUGGUGUUGGCUCACUACGACCUGGAGCUGUGUGACCCAGAGGCCCAGCUGCCCAAGGCGGACGCGGGGCGCAACGGCUUCGGCAUGCUGCAGCCAGACGGAGACGUCCCCAUCAGAUACAGACUCAAAACAUUUUCAUAGUGGACUUUGAAACACUGACUUGACAUUUCAUUCACCGUUUUUAUGAACCAUACACCUGUUUUAUCAAAUUGUGUAGAUGUGUAUCUAUUUUUGCUAUCACUCAAAUGUACAGUAAAAUAAUAUUUAACUAUUUAACGUGAAAUAUAAAAUUGUAUAUUGGAGCUGCC